Messenger RNA from Homarus americanus (American lobster), 1038 nucleotides. RefSeq lists its product as uncharacterized. Gene Ontology annotation, biological process: monoatomic ion transport. Gene Ontology annotation, cellular component: membrane. Gene Ontology annotation, molecular function: ligand-gated monoatomic ion channel activity; signaling receptor activity. The record is from RefSeq and is a predicted model, not a curated record. The transcript is spliced from 6 exons. NCBI's taxonomy places the organism in Eukaryota, Metazoa, Arthropoda, Malacostraca, Decapoda, Nephropidae. Bases 1 to 807 code for a protein of 268 amino acids.
AUGGAGUCUUUGGCAGUUGUAAGGCUUAUAAUCUUUGUACCAGUCAUGGAUAAAGUCUAUGAACUGGCUUUCAUGUUCGUGCUUGACUACCUCGCUGAGUCGUCGGAUUCGUGGUGGUGGGAACGGGUGGUGUUGGCUGUCUGGAUGUUGAUGACGCUGGUGUUAACAAGGAGCUACGCCGGCAACCUCAUGUCCCUCUUGGCCGUGAGACACAUCCCAGAGCCUUAUCAGUCUAUCGAUGACUUUCUAAGGGACCCAACAGCCACCAUGAUAUGGCAAGCGGGUUCCAGCUUUAAACAAUAUAUUUAUUCAGCUGAGACGGGAACAUACCUUGAGCUUACCGACUUGGAGAAGCAAGGACGCAUUAUCUACUCACCACUGCCGGAACAUCCCCGUCUUGUCGACACCUUGGUGAGGCGUGGAGAUCACGUCCUCAAUGCUCUGCAAAUGUCCAUACGAGUAUACAUGGCUGAAGAGUUCUCGCGUGCCGGUCGCUGCCCUUAUUACGCCUCAAGAGAAGCGAUGCGUCCUAGAAGCAUGGCUAUGAUUGGUCAAAAGGGCAGUCCUCUUGUUUCUGCUUUAAGUAAGAGGAUCACGGCGAUGACUGAAGCUGGGUUAUUCUACCAGUGGAUGAAGAUGGAUAAACCAAAGUCUACCAUCUGUGAUCACGAGCCAAGAAAGAUCUCUGUCAUGACGUCACUUGCCCUUAGCAAUCUCUGGGGAAUGUUCGUCAUCCUCGUCGCUGGAUUCGUAGUUGGGUUAUUGGUGCUAUUUAUUGAGUUUCUAAUGGCUUUUACUUCUCAGUGAUGACUUUUAGCAUCAAUUGGUAAUCAAUUGGCAAAUGGUAUACGUAAGGCAACAGACCUAAAGAUAAACUGCUAUAGGAUUCAUAGUAUUCGCUGCAUGUCGAUAGCUCAGAUUACCAUCCUGAUGACCAAGUGGCUGUUAGUAACACACACACACACACACACCCACACUAAGCUCCUCAGCGUCACCAUAGACCACAAACUAAAUUGGAAACCACACGUCAGUGAAGUU